UUGUAUUCGCAACAUAAGAGAUCGUCCGUCACUUGCGGUUGGACAGCUCCUCGGGACAGUCGAGUUUUUUUUUUGGGAAGUCCAUCUUCCGUGAACCAUGCGACCGGGUCAGAGUGUUGUGUUUUAGUGGAAACGGCGGAAUAAGAAAAAAAUAUCUUCCCCAAGCGUGCGUAGAUGCAGAACUUUGCGCUAUCUGCAAACGAAAGUGAAGAAGUUUACUUGGGGGUCGCAUUUUUGGAGCGACACUUCAACAAGCAAGGUAUCGAGGAAUGUUUCGGAGUGGCGCUUCUGGAUUAGCGCACAUGGCGAUUAAGUGAGCAGAAGUGUUGAAUGAAUGAAGUGCGGAUAGAUAGUGGAUAGAGUGCCAGGAAUCAUAAAUAGAACUCCAGUAUUGCUCUAACCAUUUCAUAGAGAGCCAAUGAAGAAAUGUGUUGAUGAAUAAAAAAGUUUGAUAAUGAAGAAGAUGUAUAUUACAUAACAAUAUUGAAAUAAUAAUAAUUAUAUCAAGUGACACCAGUGGAGUGUGAAGCAUCAAAGGACUGUGGUCAAAUCCAUUACACGGAAGUUACAAGAAUACGGGAGGUGGAAAACGAUCCAAAAUGCAGCCCGUAAGAUGGGCACUUCUGGUUUCACUGUUCAUAACGGCUAAAGGAGAUGAAUUCAAAAAUAUCGAUGAUCCUACUGGAAGUUUCAAAUUGCACCCACCAGUAAUAACAAAUGGUCCACUAAGUAGAGUUAAACGCAACGGUGCUAACAUACGGGGAACAUUCCGCGGUCAAACUCAGUCUCAGUAUCUACAUUUUGGUGAUAACAAGGAUGGCAAGGCAGAAGCCGAAGCGACACAACACGGAUCCCGGGCAGUUGUUGUUGGUUCCAACGGUAUGGGACAAGCGCAGAGUCAAUCUAUGGGAGGCGAUUGCAGUUCAUGCUACGGUGUAGGGCAGGAUACUGGCGGCUAUAUCUAUGACUCACGUCCAGACCCGUUAAGGGUGCCGGAUGGUGGUCCGGGUCAGAGGCCUGGUGAUAGUUUCGGUCCUGGGGUACACCGUCCUGGAGGUGUACCUGGUGAUUCGAGACCCGAUACAGAUGCUUUCGGUCGGCCAUCAACCGGACUAAUUCCUGGGACAGGAGAUACUGGAGAUAUAUACGGAAGACCUGGCGUGAGUGACGGCGGACGGCCAGGCAGCACAAUAGACCAAUAUGGAAGGCCUGGCGGUAUUGACGGUGGACGACCAAGUGCUAUAGUAGACCAAUACGGAAGACCUGGCGUAACUGAAGGCGGGCGGCCAGGCGCUACAGUAGACCAAUACGGAAGACCUGGCGUAACUGACGGCGGGCGCCCAGGCAGCACGAUAGACCAAUACGGACGGCCUGGCGUGACUGACGGUGGGCGACCAGGCGGUACUGUAGAGCAAUACGGAAGACCUGGCGUAACUGAUGAUGGACGGCCAGGCGCUACGGUAGACCAAUAUGGACGGCCUGGCGUAACUGACGGUGGACGUCCAGGCGGUACUGUAGAGCAAUACGGAAGGCCUGGCGUAACUGACAGUGGGCGACCAGGCGUUACGGUGGACCAAUACGGAAGACCUGGUGUAACUGACGGUGGACGACCAAGUGCUAUAGUAGACCAAUACGGAAGACCUGGCGUAACUGAAGGCGGGCGGCCAGGCGCUACAGUAGACCAAUACGGAAGACCUGGCGUAACUGACGGCGGGCGCCCAGGCAGCACGAUAGACCAAUACGGACGGCCUGGCGUGACUAACGGUGGGCGACCAGGCGGUACUGUAGAGCAAUACGGAAGACCUGGCGUAACUGAUGAUGGACGGCCAGGCGCUACGGUAGACCAAUAUGGACGGCCUGGCGUAACUGACGGUGGACGUCCAGGCGGUACUGUAGAGCAAUACGGAAGGCCUGGCGUAACUGACAGUGGGCGACCAGGCGUUACGGUGGACCAAUACGGAAGACCUGGUGUAACUGACAGUGAACGUCCAGGCGGUACAGUUGACCAAUACGGAAGACCCGGCGUAACUGACGGAGGACGUCCAGGCGCCACAGUAGACCAAUACGGAAGACCUGGCAUAACUGACAGUGGACGCCCAGGGAGCGCUGUAGAUCAAUACGGACGACCCGGAGAUUAUGCAACGGGACCAGGAGUUGGUGUGGAUUCAUUAGGAAGACCGAUCGGUACAGGAGGCAUGCCUGGCCAGACAGACAUACAUGGUAGACCAAUAGGUGGUAGGCCUACAGAUGUUGACUCUUUCGGAAGACCAAUAGGAACCGGAGAUUAUGAUGGACACUACCGACCUGGUGUACCUGGAUCACCAGGUGCUGAAGCAUUCACCGGACCAGGAACAAUCAGCAGACCCGGUUCAAUCGGUCCACCGGGUGGCCCUGGAACAGUUGGUCUUCUUGGACCUCUAGGACCUGGUGAAAGGCCUGGAGCAAUUAAUGGUCCUGGAACUCCAGGAGGACAUGGUUACAUUCAAUCACAUGGACCCGCAUAUGGACCAACAGGCCCUCAAACUCAUGUUAUGGGCCCACCGUUAACUAAUAUUGGUACUACCGGUACAUCAACUGUCUACCACUCAGGUGGAGGUCACUCCGUGACGCUCCCAGGACAUGACCACACUGUUGUGAAUCCUACCGGAGGUCUGACUGUUCUUGUGGGUACAGGUAGUCCAAGGCAAACUGUAAUUGGUUCUGACAGCAGACUCGAUGGUCACGGUCCAGUAAAAAUUAUUCCUGGUCAUCCCGACAGCCACGGGCCACCUAGACAAACUGUUUAUGCGCAUCCGAGUGGGGUCACAGUACUGGUAGGCACAGGGGGACCACAUCAAACAGUACAUCAUCUGCCGACCACUGGAACAGGUUAUCCACAUGGUCCGAUGCCAGGACCUCAACAAAUACAGACCACUGGAAUGGGGGUAGAUUAUCGUCCUGGGGGACAGAUACCAGGAGUAGGAGCACCAGGAAUGACGGGACGUUACCCCACGGACCGAUAUCCAACCGGUACUAGUCAAUUGCCAGGAACGGGUGUAGGCCAAUUGCCAACUGACACUGGGACUGGACAGUGGGCCGGACAACCAGGCACAUUUCAAUCUCCUGGUGAAGGUCGAUAUCCUGGAAGAAUUGAUGGUCCCGGUAUUCAAUACCCACAAGAAUUCACGGGACAGCCACCAUCAGGCAUGGGCCCAGAUACCAUCGGAUCGGUUCAAGUACCUGGAGGAGCUGGCGUUGGUCAGUAUCCUGGAGCAGGUAUUCAUCAAGGUGCGCAAUAUCCCGGAAUGCGACCUUCUGUGCCGGGUCAGUUUCCAGGAGGAGUCAUAACAGGCUCUGUAUCAGUUGGAACAGGUCAGUUCACAAUUACUCCCGGAACUGGAGUAGGUCAGUAUCCAGUGGGAACUGGAGGUGUUCAAUACCCUUCGGGUGUAGGAGGGGCUUAUCCAGCUGGAGUAGGAUAUCCAUCAACGAUUGGAACUGGAGCUGGACAAUUCCCAGGGGGUGUAGGCACAGGACAAUACCCUACAACUGGUACUAAUGGCAGAUACCCAGGUGUUACUGGUCAACACCCAGGAGUGACUGGAACUGGAACUACGGUGCACCAAAGGGAAGAAGGAAGUGGUACAGGACAAUACCCUGGGGCUGGUGAUGGUAGAUAUCCUGCAGGAAUCAGGCCAUCCGUGGGAGGGAACGGUGCCGGUACAAGCGGUGAGCGAUACCCAAGUAGACCAAGCGUUGGUCAAUAUCCCGCAGGCGCUGGUACACAACACCUCACAGGUGGAACAGAAACGAGCCAAUAUCCUGGCUCAGCAACUGUUGGCCAAUACCCUGGUGGCACAGGUAAAUAUCCAGGAGAUUACGGUACGUCUCAAUAUCCAGCAAGUGAACACUAUCCUGGUGCUGGUGCUGGAGUGGGUCAAUAUCCAGGUGCUGGUAUAGGUCAACAUCCGGGAGCUAUAGGUACAGUACAGUACCCUGGAACGGCUGGAAUAGGCCAACAUCCUGGGGUCUCGGGAACUGGACCAAGUGGUCAGUACCCUGAUGUAACUGUCGCUGGUCAAUAUCCGGACGGAACCGGCUCUGGACUAUAUCCAGGACGAUAUCCUGUAGGGCCAGGAACUGGUACUGGUCAAGUUCCAGGAAUAGGCCAAUAUCCUGGUGGAGUUAGUACUGGACAAUAUCCAGAAGUUCCUGGAACUGGACACCCUGGUGGAAUAGGAACAGGCACGGGACAUUUGCCGGGAAGAGAUCAGUAUCCUGGUGCAGUCAGUGGUCAAUACCCUGGAGGGACUGUAACUGGUACCGAUCAUGUUGCGGGAACGGGUCGAUAUCCUGGUGAAAUCGGAACCGGAAGAUAUCCAGGAACACCGGGAACUGGCCUGCAAACAAAUGGCGCUGGAGUUGGCCGAUAUCCUGGAGCUGGAGUUAUAACAGGUACGGGCCAUGUUCCAGGAACGAGUCCAUACCCUGGUGCGGUUGGAAGUGGUCAAUACCCUGGUGUUUCGGGAGUUGUUUCACAAACGAAUGGUGCAGGAGGUGGACGCGAAGCAGCUGGAACCGGUAUUGGUCAGGUACCAGGUGCUAUCACUGGACUUCACCAGGAAGGUGUAGUACAUCCAGGUGGCCAAUAUCCCCCGGGACAACGACCGGCUUCGAUUGACCAGUAUCCAAGCACAAUACCACAGGGAACUGUCGGUAUUGGUACGGCCCCUGGCGACCCACCAUCCAACAUUCAAUUAGUAGGCGAAGAAGACGAUUCGUUUUCACAGGCCGAUUCUUCUGUGAAGAAUGGCGAGGUGAUAGCAAGUGCACAGGGACGAAAGAACGGAGGCACAGCGCAAACUCAAGUAUCUGGCACGUAUACUGGAACGGGUUCCUUCAGUGCUAGUGCCCAGACAAGCGAUAGUGACAGAUCAGCGCAAGCGCAGGUAUCUGGUGGUAAGGAUGGCGCACUAAGCUCCGCUCAAGGAAGCGGAGGUGUUGGUAAAUCACAGUCCCAGGUUCAGGUUAAUUCGAAGACUGGAGGAACCUCGGCAACGUCUCAAAGUGGUGGUCUUGGACACGAGAGUCAAUCAGAGGUCGUAGCUAAUGAAAAAGGAGGUUUGGCGGAUGCACAAUCCAGCGGUCCAGGUCAGACAUCUUCCCAGGCCCAAAUCGGUUUCCGUCCCCAGGGAGAAGAAAACGACCAGGCUAACAUCUUCAACGGUGGAGGACAGGCUUCGGCUCAAUCGGGAGCCCAUUCCGGCCAAAGUCAGUCCCAAAUCAGUGGAAAUUUCAAGUUCGGCAUUUCAUACCACGGAGCUGCUCAGGCAGCGUCCGGAACAAAGGAGCAGGUACAUAGCUACCGAGAAAAGGGGAAACAACUGUUCCACUCGAUUGGACUGUUUGGAAAGACCAACAACGGAGCAUCCGUCAGGCGAGAAUCGGACGUUGUCGAUCCCAACGGGCUGAGGUUACGGACUUCUCAACAAAGCGCAGUAACCGAUUUCCAAAAUAUGAUACCAAAGCAGGAGGAGGAAGCUGAGUAUGAAGAAGAGGACGAAUAUUUGGAGGAAGACUACGACACAACCGACACUAUACCAACGGGAGUAGAGGCUAAGUCACGAAAAACUGUAGGUGAAGAUGAGGAAAAGAAGACCACAAUAGUAGAACUACCACCGCCAACGAUUGCAGUUGCCUCAGUGACCACAACGGUGCGUCCUAACCGCAAUUACAACAUCAAUAAUGGAAGUGGAAAAACAUUCUCACAAAACACACCAACGCAGAAGCAAACGGCCGUUGUGCCGAACAUCGACAAAUAUCGUCUCGUUCAGACCCAGGAUGGCAAGACAGUUGUGCAUGAAUCUUCCGGCGACAAAGCUCCGGCCGAAACGAACGAUAUCACUCGUCAAACUACCAUGGGUGAAGGGCUUCCAACGCCCACCACGACUAGACAGAUAGCCAGCUCGACUCCCAAAUACAACACUCGCUACCUUCCGUCGAAACACUUGGAUUCGACAGGUAAUCAACUGACACCAAACAUCAAGCAACCCAACCCGGACAGUUAUAUCUCGGUGACCAAGCAAGUGACCGGAAUAGACGAAAACAGCAAAGUUCCCGCAAUUCCUGGCAAGAAUUACGAGUCAACAUACUACACCAAAUCGUCCACCUGUGGUUAUUUCACGUUCUCCUGCAACAUUGUGUACGGGGCGAAUGGUCGCAGCAAGAUAUGCAGACCCAAACCGCCCACCAAUGGGAAAUGCUAGUUGAAGUUAGUUACCUUAAGAUUGUAGUGCCUAAGCGAAACCACACCUGCGCAUAACUGCCAUUGUAGUUGAAAUUAGCGGAUCAUUUUAGGGUUUAAAACUGGAAAUCUCAUUUCAAAACUGCCAGCACAAGUUGUGUAUCAUUCACGGGCAGCUAUCGAGGUAGUGAUCAUAAUAUCUCUAUGUACCAUAAACUAGAAAUCCAAAGAUAUUGUCCCCAAUAAAGGAACUUUUUCCAACACUUA
Toxorhynchites rutilus septentrionalis is the source of this 6490-nucleotide messenger RNA. RefSeq names its product collagen alpha-1(III) chain (gene prc). The record is from RefSeq and is a predicted model, not a curated record. Lineage: Eukaryota; Metazoa; Arthropoda; Insecta; Diptera; Culicidae. The transcript is spliced from 9 exons. Gene Ontology annotation, cellular component: extracellular matrix. The coding region runs from base 600 to 6245 and encodes 1881 amino acids. Gene Ontology annotation, biological process: extracellular matrix organization.